Messenger RNA from Schistocerca americana (American grasshopper), 1620 nucleotides. RefSeq names its product ice-structuring glycoprotein-like. Lineage: Eukaryota; Metazoa; Arthropoda; Insecta; Orthoptera; Acrididae. The transcript has 3 exons. The coding region runs from base 1 to 1620 and encodes 539 amino acids. The record is from RefSeq and is a predicted model, not a curated record.
AUGAGUGAAGCCUUGCUUGCAGCAGGCCGGUCCGGCGGCUGGCAUCCACAAUUGCUCGGUGACUCCCUCCACACGCUGUGGGCGGCGCAACUCGGAACGCCGGACCGCGAUGCAGUGCCUGCUCCGACAGGAUCUACUGUGGCUGCGCGACACUUUGGAAACCAGUCUGCGCUCUUUGGCUUCUCAGAGGGGAAGGGGGUGCCUGGGCCGUCGGACGCGCGGCUGUUUGCUAUAUAUACCCGCAGCUGCGUAGGGCAGGUCACACUUGCAUCACCAGCCGACAACAUGCACACUCUGGUCGUCCUAUCAGCAUUGUUGGCCGCCGCCUCGGCCGGGUACCUGGGAGGGUACGCCGCCCCCGCCAUCGCGGCCGUCCCGGCGGCGUCCUCCAUUGCCAACACCUACAGGGUGUCCCAGACCGCACGCGUCCUCGCUGCUGCCCCCGCAGCCUACGCGACACCUGCCAUCGCUGCCGCCCCAGCCAUCGGCUACGCCGGUGCCAUCGCCGCCCCCGCACUCGCCGCACCCGCCAUCGCUGCUGCUGUCCCUGCAGCAUCUUCCAUUGCCAACACGUACAGAAUAUCGCAGACCGCCCGCGUCCUGGCCGCCCCCGCCGCCUACGCAGCCCCCGCAGUCGCCGCCGCCCCUGCCAUCGCCGCUGCUCCGGCCAUCGCUGCCGCCCCCGCUUUGGCUGCAGCCGUUCCUGCAGCGUCUUCCAUUGCCAACACCUACAGAAUAUCGCAGACCGCCCGCGUCCUGGCCGCCCCCGCCGCCUACGCCGCCCCCGCAGUCGCCGCCGCCCCUGCCAUCGCCGCUGCUCCGGCCAUCGCUGCCGCCCCCGCUUUGGCUGCAGCCGUUCCUGCAGCGUCUUCCAUUGCCAACACCUACAGAAUAUCGCAGACCGCCCGCGUCCUGGCCGCCCCCGCCGCUUACGCCGCCCCCGCAGUCGCCGCCGCCCCUGCCAUCGCAGCCGCACCAGCUCUGGCUGCAGCCGUUCCUGCAGCGUCUUCCAUUGCCAACACCUACAGAAUAUCGCAGACCGCCCGCGUCCUGGCCGCCCCCGCCGCCUACGCCGCCCCUGCAGUCGCCGCCGCCCCUGCCAUCGCCGCUGCUCCGGCCAUCGCUGCCGCCCCCGCUUUGGCUGCAGCCGUUCCUGCAGCGUCUUCCAUUGCCAACACCUACAGAAUAUCGCAGACCGCCCGCGUCCUGGCCGCCCCCGCCGCCUACGCCGCCCCUGCCAUCGCCGCUGCUCCGGCCAUCGCUGCCGCCCCCGCUUUGGCUGCAGCCGUUCCUGCAGCGUCUUCCAUUGCCAACACGUACAGAGUGUCACAGACGGCCCGUGUCUUGGCCGCCCCCGCCGCCUACGCCGCCCCCGCCCUGGGCUAUGCACGCUACGGAGCUCCCGCUCUGGGCUACGCCCGCUACGGAGCUGCCUCUCUGGGAUACGCCGGUGCCCUCGCCGCCCCCAGCCUGGGGUACGCACGGGCCAUCGCCGCCCCCGCCAUCGGCAUCGCCCGCUACGCCGCCGCCGCUCCAGCACUGAGCUACGGAUACGCUGGGUAUGCCUCCUCUGCCCUCAGCUACGGCUAUGGCGCCCGUGCUCUUGGUCUCGUCCACUAG